Messenger RNA from Pistacia vera, 1270 nucleotides. RefSeq names its product histidine protein methyltransferase 1 homolog. The record is from RefSeq and is a predicted model, not a curated record. NCBI's taxonomy places the organism in Eukaryota, Viridiplantae, Streptophyta, Magnoliopsida, Sapindales, Anacardiaceae. The transcript has 8 exons. The coding region runs from base 51 to 944 and encodes 297 amino acids.
CCCAAACCCCAAAGCCACAGCCAGCAACUGAUAGCAAGAGCUGAAAAUUAAUGGCAUCGGACAAGAAAGGCGUGGGUUUGUCGUUUCUUGAUUCUCUUGCGGACGAACCUCCUCCUCCUUCCCCUCCUCCUCCUCCUUGCAUCGAAGUACUUUCCUCUCAGGUUUCGUCAUCUGUCAAGUGCACUCUGGAGCCAGUCAACAUAAGUGAUGAACUCACUUUGCUCAAGGGCCGAGUGAGCACUAAAGAGGUUUUUGGGUUGCCUAACUCCGAUUUAGUUCCUGGGGUAUACGAAGGGGGACUGAAGUUAUGGGAAGGUUCUCUGGAUCUUGUUAAAGCUCUAUGCUCGGAUGCUGAAAAUGGGAAUAUAUCAUUUACUGGAAAGCGUGUUUUAGAGCUUGGAUGUGGUCAUGGUAUUCCUGGGAUCUUUACUUGCCAUGAGGGUGCAGCUGUCAUACAUUUCCAAGACUUCAAUGCUGAAGUUCUGCGUUUUCUCACUAUUCCUAAUGUAAAUGCCAACCUUUCCAAGAAGCUUCAGCCUGCUGCUGCAAAUGAAGCAAAUCAUGAUACUGGAGUAGAAGUGCGCUUCUUUGCUGGUGACUGGAGUCAAAUCCAUGAACUUCUACCUUGUGUAAAUGACAAUGAAAAGGAUCUGAACAGCUCAGGGCAGAGUCCAACUUCUGGUUAUGAUAUUAUAUUGAUGGCAGAGACUAUCUACUCAAUCUCUGCUCAUCAAAAUCUCUAUGGACUUAUAAAAAAGUGCGUCAGCCGUCCUCAUGGAGUUGUGUACAUGGCAGCAAAGAAACAUUAUUUUGGAGUAGGUGGCGGAACACGACAAUUCAUGUCUAUGGUGGAGAAAGAUGGUUUUAUGGCUGCGUGCCUGGUUGCUGAAGUGGCAGAUGGUUCUUCUAAUGUCAGAGAGGUAUGGAAGCUUUCAAUUAAGUAGUGCUUGAACUUUGUUUACUACAUGAUCCUUGUAUUUGUUGAGUCAACUAGUGGCUCCUUGGCAUUCCAUUUGAGGAUCACAUUCUGAAGUUGUUACUUUAUCUGUACUGUAUGAAAGUGAGUAUUCCAUAAUUUGAUAAAAGGUAUCUCCUAUGUAUUUCGUUGUUCCCAUGUACUUCUUUCCUUUUCUGGUCUGUUACUUUUGAUAAACUAUUGUUUCAUUUUCAUAUGCUAGAAUUGUACAAUUGAAUUUUUGUAACUUGUGUUAAGUAGUAGUAUGAUUUCACGUUGCAUCUUCUAUAUUGGAUUGUGGUUUUUAUAUCUUUA